Messenger RNA from Lycium barbarum (goji berry), 2652 nucleotides. RefSeq lists its product as uncharacterized. The transcript has 5 exons. The record is from RefSeq and is a predicted model, not a curated record. NCBI's taxonomy places the organism in Eukaryota, Viridiplantae, Streptophyta, Magnoliopsida, Solanales, Solanaceae. The coding region runs from base 1 to 2652 and encodes 883 amino acids.
AUGGAUGUUGAAAUCGUUGAAUAUCACCUUUUUAAUUUUGGAUUUAUUGAGGACUAUUUUGCUUGGGAGUAUCAAGGGGAAAAAGAUGUGAUUGGUGAGAUAGCUUAUGGUAAUGAUUUGCAUGGUGGUUCUCAACCUGAAUCGGGAUUCGAUAAUCCAUACCGACAAAUGGUCUUGGAUGCAGCUGGACCCAAUUUUGGUCAGGGUUCGAGUUCGCAAUAUUAUAGCAAUAUUGAAGUUGAUUCUUCUCAUCCUUAUGAACCUUCAAUGGAGGAGGAGCCUAAUCCCGAGUCCCAAAGAUUUUACAAUUUGCUACAAGCUGCUGAUGAAAAAUUAUAUCCCGGUUCUUCUCUCUCUCAACUUGUAGUAGUCUCCAGAAUGUUAAAUAUUAAAAUGGAGAAUACUUUGUCACAGAGAGGUUAUAACCAAAUGAUACAAUUUUUGAAAGACGCUUUACCUGAAGAUAACAAAGUGCUUGAUAACUAUUAUCAGACUAAGAAACUAGUGCGUAGUUUGGGUUUGCCAGUUGAAAAAAUUGAUUGUUGUGAUUCAGGAUGUAUGUUGUAUUGGGGUGAUGAUGAACACCUUACAUCUUGUAAAUUCUGUGGUAACCAGAGGUAUAAGCGUCGUGUCGGCUCUCGUAAGAGGAAAUUGGUCCCUUACAAGAAAAUGUAUUAUUUUCCUUUGAUUCCUAGAUUGAAAAGAUUAUAUGCAUCCCAUGCUACAGCUGCCGACAUGAGAUGGCACCAUGAGCUUACACAAGAGGAUGGGGUAAUGCGUCAUCCAUCAGACUCUGAGGCUUGGAAGAACUUCAAUGAAACUCAUUCUUUUUUGCUGAUGAACCAAGGAAUUCAAUCUGGGAGGAAAUACUCUUCGUGGCCAGUGAUUGUCACCCCAUACAAUUUGCCUCCAGGAAUGUGUAUGAAAGAGGCAUAUAUGUUCCUAACUGUCAUUGUUCCUGGGCCAAACAAUCCCAAACAUAAAAUUGAUGUUUAUCUGCAACCUCUAAUAAAGGAAUUGACUUUGUUGUGGGAGACAGGUGUAGAAGCAUUUGACAUCUCGCAAAAGCAAAACUUUCAACUGAGGGCAGCUUUGAUGUGGACAAUCAGUGACUUCCUAGCAUAUUCUAUGUUAUCAGGAUGGAGUACUGCGGGCAAGUUAGCCUGUCCUUAUUGUAUGGAGGAAACACAAUCCUUUAGAUUACAACAUGGCAGGAAAAAAUCUUGGUUUGAUAGUCAUAGAAUGCUCCUUGACCAACAUCAUCCUUUUAGGAGAGAUCGUAAAAACUUUCUCAAAGGUAAGACUGUCAAAAGACUAUCACCACUCUAUAGAACAGGAGAGGAAAUUUUGAACCAAAUUUGUGACUUGGGGAUAAGGAAAGUAACAGAGUUAGAUGCACAGGAAGUUAAUCAGAGAAUAUGUAAGUCUUGUGGGUGGAAAAAGCGAAGCAUAUUUUGGGAUUUUCCUUAUUGGAGUUCUAACAUGAUUCGACAUAAUCUUGACGUCAUGCAUAUUGAAAAAAAUGUCUUUGAUAAUGUAUUUAAUACAGUUCUUAAUAUUGAUAACAAAACCAAAGACAAUCUACAAUCACGUCAAGAUAUGGUAAAUUACUGUGAUCGACCACAGUUGGCAAAGGACACUAGUGGAAAAUAUCCAAAAUCUAUAUAUACAAUAGAUAAGGAGGAAAGAGCUAUCUUGUUCAAUUGGGUGAAGGGUUUGAAGUUUCCAGAUGGGUAUGUUUCGAAUUUGGGUAGAUGUCCAGACACAAACGCGAAAAGAUUAUUUGGCAUAAAAAGUCAUGAUUGUCAUGUGUUCAUGCAACGACUAAUGCCUAUUGCUUUUCGUGAACUGCUUCCCAGUAAUGUGUGGCAAGCACUUACAGAAUUGAGCUUAUUUUUUAAAGAUCUUACUUCGACCACUCUACGAGUGGAUGACAUGGAAAUAUUAGAGGCAGACAUCCCGCAAAUCUUGUGUAAGUUAGAACGUAUAUUUCCCCCUGGGUUCUUUGACUCAAUGGAACAUUUGCGUGUGCACCUGCCAUAUGAAGCAAAUAUUGCUGGACCUGUACAAUAUCGAUGGAUGUAUCCUUUUGAAAGGUACCUCGGAACUCUUAAAAGAAUGAUUGGGAAUAAAGCUAGUGUUGAGGGUUCCAUUUGUGAAGCAUACUUGAUGAAGGAGUCAACACAUUUGUUUUCUCAUUAUUUUGAACCUCAUGUCAUGAAACGUAAUCACGAUGUGGACCGUAAUGAUGAUGGUGGUGCUGUAGAAGAUCUUGUAGGAAAUUUAUCAAUAUUCACCCGUCCCGGUCGACUAUGGGGAGAAGCAAAAAAGAGGAAUUUAUCCCUUGAAGAAAUCAAGGCUGCCCAAACUUACAUUUUACUAAAUUGUAAAGAGGUUGAACCGUUUGUGAGUAUGUACGUGCAACGUUUGCAAGGAGAAUUCCCGAAUCUAUCUCAAGGUCAAAUAGAUGAGAGCCUUGAAGCAUAUUUCUCUAUAUGGUUCAAGGAAUAUGUCCGCUACAACCAUAUUGAGAAUAAAUUCUUGCGUAGUCUUGCUCAUGGACCACUAAUAGGCGCUACAUGUCAUUCUGUGUAUUUUACUAAUGGAUACAAAUUUCACACAGACAAUCAUGGUAGCACAAGAUCACAAUGA